AUGAUUAGGAAGAUGUCAACUGCACAGCCUUUAAAGAAAUUAGUGUCCUGUGUUAUCCUUGAUUUGGAUGGUACACUACUUAACACAGAUGGAAUUGUAAGUGAUGUUUUAAGAGUUUAUUUGGGCAAGUAUGGAAAGCAGUGGGAUGGACGGGAAAUUAAAAAAAUAGUUGGAAAGACACCAUUUGAAGCUGCAAGUGCUGUUGUUGAAGAUUAUGAGCUAUCUUGUACAACGAGUGAAUUGCUUUCAGAGAUUACCCCCAUGUUCUCCAAUCAGUGGUGCAACAUCAAAGCACUUCCAGGUGCCAAUCGGUUAAUUAAACAUUUGAGUGGUCAUAGAGUGCCAAUGGCAUUGGCUUCAAACUCUCCAAGGGAAAACAUAGAAACCAAAAUUUCUUACCAUCAGGGCUGGAAGGAAUCCUUUUCUGUCAUCAUUGGUGGUGAUGAAGUAAGAUUGGGGAAGCCUUCUCCGGAAAUAUUCCUUGAAGUUGCUAAAAGGCUUAAUGUCGACCCUUCCAGCUGCCUUGUGAUUGAAGAUUCUCUACCAGGUGUUACAGCUGGAAAGGCUGCUGGUAUGGAGGUGGUUGCUGUACCCUCCAUCCCAAAGCAGGCCCACCUUUAUACUUCAGCGGAUGAGGUGAUCAACUCUCUACUUGAUUUGCGACCUGAAAAGUGGGGCCUACCUCCUUUCCAAGAUUGGAUAAAAGAUACUUUACCACUAGAACCUUGGCACAUUGGUGGUCCUGUCGUUAAGGGAUUCGGUCGGGGCUCAAAAGUACUUGGGAUCCCUACAGCUAAUUUAUCCACAGAAGGUUAUGGAUCUCUUCUUUCAGAACAUCCCUCAGGAGUAUAUUUUGGUUGGGCUGGAUUAUCUAAACGAGGUGUCUUUAAAAUGGUUAUGAGUAUUGGUUGGAAUCCUUAUUUCAACAACACUGAAAAGACUAUAGAGCCAUGGUUGCUUCAUAACUUUGAUGAGGAUUUCUAUGGGGAGGAACUGCGUCUUAUUAUAGUUGGCUACAUACGGCCGGAGGCCAAUUUCUCAUCCCUCCAGAGCUUGAUAGAGAAGAUUCAUCACGACAGAAAAGUUGCAGAGGAAGCUCUUGAUCUUCCAUUGUUCUCCAAAUACAAGGACGACCCAUAUCUUAAAAGUUCUACAUAA
Prunus armeniaca (apricot) is the source of this 1158-nucleotide messenger RNA. NCBI's taxonomy places the organism in Eukaryota, Viridiplantae, Streptophyta, Magnoliopsida, Rosales, Rosaceae. The record is from the annotation of a GenBank genome assembly.